Messenger RNA from Salvelinus sp. IW2-2015, 3340 nucleotides. Lineage: Eukaryota; Metazoa; Chordata; Actinopteri; Salmoniformes; Salmonidae. The record is from RefSeq and is a predicted model, not a curated record.
UCUGGCUGUGUGUGUGUAUCAGGACCCAGGUGGAGAGUCUGAAGGAGGCAGGGGAGAGCAGGCAGGCCCAACUCAGUGCUUAGCAGAAGGCCAACACACACCAGCAGAGGGCUCAGCAGCUGGAGGCAGAGCUGACCAACCCCAAGGACACACUCAGGACUCUACAGCAGCAGCUGCAGGAGCAGGCUGAUGCCAGCCGGGCACUGCGGGCAGAGCUGUCCCAGGAGCAGACCAGGCUGCAGGAGAGGAACCAGGGGGCCAGGGAGAGAGAGGCCCAGCUGGAGUCAGAGAGAAACCAGCUCAGAACCAACCUGGAAGCAGCUCACAGCCAGCUGAAGGAGCGGGAGAGGACUGUGGGGUGCCUGCAGGAGCGUGUGGUAGAGCUGCAGAGCACCACCCAGAGGCUGCAGGAGGAACAGACAGCCUGCCAGGCUCAGCUGCAGCAGUGCAGGAGGGAGCUGGAGAGCAGGGAGGGCCAGAGCCAGAGCCACAGCCAAGAGAUGAGUGUCCUUCAGGAGACAGUGUCCAGGCUGAGGGAGUGUGUAGAGGAGGCCCAGGCCAACAGCAGGCAGGGGACCAGGGACACAGCAGCAGCACAACACAGCCUCAGAGAGCUGAGACUGGAGCUGGCCUCCACCCAGGCUUCCCAUAGAGAGAGCAUGGAGCUGAUGGCUGAGCAGAGUGGUGAGGCUGCAGGUCUACGUAGUGAGCUGUCCCGCCUGCAGCAGAGGAGCUCCCAGCUGUCAGAGGAGAGAGGGGGCCAGGAGGAGAGGACCAGGCAGCUGGCUGCAGAGCUCCACAGACUACGCACUGCCAGCAGACAGUCACUGGACGAGACUCGGUCCUGUGAGGGCAGGCUGGCAGAGCUGAGUGCCCAGCUGGGGAGGUCUCAGCGCUGGGGCCAGGAGCAGCUGGUAGCCCUGGAGGAGGAGGUGGAGAUGGCUUCUCUCAGGGAGAACUACCAUGUCAAGGUGGCCCAGGUGGAUGCCUUACACUCACAGUGCGAUUCCAUGGAGCACAAGUACAGCACAGCAGCUAAUGAGAUGGAGGUGUUGCGCCAGUCUCUGGGUAACGCUCGUUCAGACAGUUCUCUUCUACACAGGGAGAGUGAGCUGGUGGUAACCAACGUCAACCAGUGGGUGAAGGAGCAGAAGCAAGGCAAUGAAAAACUGAACUUCAAGAUCAAAGACCAGAGCAAAAUGAUCAUCCAUCUCACUGCAGAGAAGGAUCACCUGCAGAAGAGUGUGGAGGGUCUGCAGGAGGAGAUGAAGAGGCUGAAGGCUGAGCUGGAAGAGAGCAGGAUUGAAGCCGAGAAGUUCAGGGCCUCUCAAGCCAGUAUGAGUGACCAGCGCCAGCGCAGUGCCCUGGCCAGACUUCCUGUCCAGCUGCUCCACACAGAUGGGGAGACCCUCCCUGCCCCAGACCAAGAGGAGAGUUCUAGAGAGACUCAGCAGUUUAGAGAACAGAGCCAGUACCAGAGCAGAGACGGAGACAAGCUAGCAGCAGGGGACCUGUUCAGUAGUGUACCGAUCUGCUCUGACUGCGAGAGGAGCUUUGAGUGGUCAGGGAGACAACCUGUGGAGGAGGAAAACUCUGGCUGCCAAUCUGCAUCUGCGCUAGCCCCAGACGCAGCCUGUGCCUGCCUGGCAGGAAGGGGGGCCACGUUUGCUGCGGAGGUGGCCAGAAGAGUGGCCCUUAGGGCCCUGGAGCGCAGACCCCUGCCAUGUGGCCACCACCGUUGGAGCAGACCCGCUCUCUCAGCUGGAACGGGCCACGCCCUACACAUCUCAGGGAGGGACACUGGUGGGUGCUAGUAUGAACCAAUGAGAAGGGAAGUACAGGUAGUUAUUAUGACUCAAGAGAAUACAGCACACAAAUAUAUAUAUUUGAUUUGUAGUUUGAUAGAUAUGAAUACAUGAUUGUUUUAUAUUUAAGAUUAUUUAAUGAGAAUACUAAACUUGAAUAAUUUAAUUUCUUUGGUAUUUUCAGUAUAUCCUUUUUUUCCCUAAAUCUUAUCUUUGUGGCACAAUAUGUUCCCUUUCCUGUGUUCUCGAUGACUUAUUGUGAUUUUGUGGCACUACUACCUUUGCCUUACAAUUUAUUGAGAAAUCGGCUCAGUACUUAAAUUGUAAUUUACAACUUUAUGUAUGAAUGUACAGAAAAUCUGUUGUGAAUAAGUAGACAAUCAUAAUGUAGAACUGGGCUGAAAGAGUAAUGGUAAGAGCUUACAAUCUUACCUGUACAGUAUCUGGGUCCUUCCACCAAUUCGGUGCCUUUUUAGAAGUGUAACUUGUGAUUUCACAAAAUGUUGACAUUCUGUCCUAAAGAGCACAUGUUCAACACGUUGCCAUCUCAAGAGGUUAAAUUUAAAAAAUACUAUAGUUAGUGCCUAUUAAGUACCGAAUAAAUUCUCUGGGUUGAUCGUAUCAGGGUUGACGAUCUCAUCUUAAAUCAGCCAUAAAUCCCCUCGUGACAGUGGGAAUGGAAGCUUGUUGUGUGCAACAGGGAGUGGCAAUUGAAUGCAAGCUUCACACAAAAAAGAAAUCUAAUUGCUUAAACAUUUCUAGCCUGUCUAUCUAUGGGUAACAGGGUUAUUCGUGUUAUGCUCGACCCGUUAGUUUUCUAUCACAAAACAGAAAAUGGCCGAACAAGUAGAACCAGCUCACCUGCUUUUACACUAUGAUUUAACUAUUUGAUGUUCAAGGUUUCUUUUGUAAAGGAAUAGUUUCAACAUAUUCAAACGAGAGGGUUGGCCUUAAAAUGAGGGACAGAUGUAAAUGAAUCACUAAUCAAAUGAAAUAAAUAUCUUCAGAAAUGACUGAAUAGCUAGAGAUUUACAAUGAUGGAGAAAUGUUUGGAUUAAAUGGGUUGAAGUCUUCCUAGAAGUGACACAGGGUUGGUACUUCAGCAAGCCUUUAUUCAUAUUAAAAAUCAGAUUUAUUGAAUUCUCCAUGCGGUCUAUAUUAAAGGGCACUUCAUUGAAUAGAACAGGCUUUUAAAAUCAAUAUUGGUGCACAACUCUUCGUGGAACAACCCAUCUGACGAAUAUUUGUAUCUAUCCAUUCAGGGUUUUGAGUUACAUUUACAUUUUUAUAGAAACCUAGAAAGAAUUAGAAAAAAGUGUCCGGCCUUUUAUUGUGGUAUGAGAAAUAGUCCUGCUUAUUUCUGAGGUUGUCAAAUGAUGAGUUGAUGUCUAGAUCAAAGUCCUAAAAAUGUAUUGGGGAGGGGGAUUUCAUGUUUUCAGUCACCUAGAGCAAUACAUCCUUGAGUUCAUGUAAAUCCUAAUGAAUUGUGUACUCAGAAGUCUUUGUGGCCAAAUAAAAGUCUGGUUAUGGGUUUA